UUUUUUAUUUCAUAAAAUUGAUCUUAGUGAGAUCUCUGGAGAGACUUGGAUAUAUUGUUUACAUUUUGGUAUACUGAAUCAACAACAGUUCGUUCUCAUGCAAAUUCAAGAUGGUACAGAGAGGUAUUGCAAAAAUUCCUAAACGCGACGAUCGGCUGGAGACAGUGAAGCAAAAAAUUCUUACGUCUCGCUUUGGACGGCGGCCAAGGACGGGUUGCUCAACUUCGAUAUUCGCAUCUACAUUCCCGAUGGUGCCCUGCGUUGUCUCCCUCUGUUGUCUACAAUGUCACGAGGACAAUAAUUGCUAUGCGCGAUUACGCCACUCGAAAAAACGUUAAUCGCCGAGUCGAUGCACGUACGCUCGAGCGCGUAUAAAAGUGCGCCACCCCGAGAGCACGAGCAUCAAUCGAUCUUCGAUCUUCGAGCUCUUCAAAGCUUCCCCGAUCCUCUCUCAACAACCACAGCAGACAUGAAGUGCUUCACCGCUGUCGCUCUGUUCGCCCUGAUAGCCGUCGUCGCUCUCACGGAGGCGAAACCCACUGGGGUGGAGUCCAUCGAGCCGGUGCGGGCUGAGUCCACCUUGCCGGAAGCAGGCAGAAACAAGCGAGGGUUGCUGCUGAGCGCGGCUUACACUGCGCCGAUCGCUUACAGUGCAUACACCGCUCCUGUGGCAUACUCCGCAUAUAGCUACCCUUACGCGUACACGGCCUAUUCCAGCUACCCCUAUUACGCCGCCGCCUAUAGCGCGCCCUACUACUUGGCCUAAAUACGUGCGCGGCCCGCACGAGCCCGAGGGAACACACGCCAAAUUAUCGGACCAGCUUCUCUGAUUUCACGAUGACGAUGACCAUCGACUCGACCGGACAUAUGAGAAAGGACAUUCAAGAUUGUUCGUCAACGUAACGUAAGAUAAUUCCACGAAAGAACGAAUAUCGCCAAGCAAAAUAUCCAUAACCAUCGUUCACCAUUACCGGAUUCUGGAUUUUGCUCCCGAAGCGUCAAAAACAGUAUUUCGUUUUGUUCAAGUGAAAUGAAUUAUCUACUAUUUGCUUGGACUUCGAUUCUCUUUCGAAAGGGAUUCCGUUUUACCAGGUACUUUACUCGAAUUAUACCGCGGCUCCCCGCGAAAUUAUUCAAGAGUCAUACAGGCACGCGAAAAGAUAGAUGGCCCCGAUCUGAAUAGUUCAUUCGUAUGCACAGUGUGGAUUCUAAGAGGAUCGCAAAUAAACAGGAAGCGAGCCAUACUAAGAACCAGGCCUUAUUCGAAUAAAGUACCUUCACUUUCGUUCGCCGAUAAUACCUCUUGCAGUUCUGUCUAUGGACUACGUUAUUCAUUCUCUAAGGAAAAUAAAUACUCGUACGUUUAUACGGGCUA
Messenger RNA from Pogonomyrmex barbatus (red harvester ant), 1375 nucleotides. RefSeq lists its product as uncharacterized. The record is from RefSeq and is a predicted model, not a curated record. NCBI's taxonomy places the organism in Eukaryota, Metazoa, Arthropoda, Insecta, Hymenoptera, Formicidae.